CGUUCCCUCACGUUUACUUUCUGUGUAUCCGUAAAGUGACCCUCCCCAUCCUACCAUCUGCCUUCCUGUCGUACCCCUACCCAUCUCGCCAGGAAGUCCUACCCAUCCCACACACCUUCCUGUCUUUGGUCUGGUCCGUUUCUACACAUCCAACGACUUUCCCCCGGUACCUUUACAGAUACCCUACAUGGUACUUUUACAUGGGGCAAUGCACCUGCACAUGUCGUCGCUCCCGUCGUCCUCGUUGCGCCUGGCUUGUUCCUCCCCCUCUGCCUUAGCUCCCCCGUCCCCGUCUCCGUCUCCCAUCCCGGGUGCUGUCUCGAACCUUUAUUAAACGGCAUCCCGCGCCGCCUCCCUCUCUGUCUCGUCCCUUCUUGUUGUCCCUUCCACCCCUCAUACUCUUGUAUUUCCCUACAGAGUAACACCAGCUUUGUUACUCUCCCGUCGUCGACAAGGGCAAAGGUCACGACAAGCGCCAACGCGCCCUACUUCUUCAAUAAUCAGUCUCUAGCCUCUGUCCAGAGCUAUCGAGCUUACUCUUCAUCAUGUCCAAGGAGGAUGCCCAAGUCGGCGUGGUUCCGCCCACGUACGACUCCGAAAAGGGCGCUCGCCACACCGCCGGUGAUGGCCAUGUUCCCGAGAACUUCCGCGAGGAUGACUUCAUGACCCGCAAUGGCCUGAACCUCAAGAGUUUCCAGCGCCGUGACUGGGGAACCGGUGACACUGAGCUCGACCGCUCCAUGAAGCCUCGCCACUUGCAAAUGAUUGCCAUCGGUGGCUCCAUCGGUGCUGGUUUCUUCGUCGGUUCCGGUAGUGCCCUGACCAAGGGUGGCCCGGGCUCUGUCCUCAUCUGCUUCUUGAUCGCCGGUGUCAUGAUCUUCAACGUCGUCUACGCUCUCGGUGAACUCGCUGUCCUGUACCCUGUCUCUGGUGGUUUCUACACCUACUCUAUUCGCUUCCUUGAUCCUUCCUGGGGUUUCGCUAUGGGCUGGAAUUAUGUCUUCCAAUGGGUUAUCGUCUUACCACUCGAACUAACAGUCUGCUCGUUUACGAUACAAUAUUGGAAUAAAGAUAUAAGUGUCGCAGUAUGGAUCACCAUCUUCUGGCUCUUCAUCAUCUUCGUCAACGUUUUCGGAACCUUGGGCUUCGCCGAGGAAGAGUUCGUCUCCUCUGCGUUCAAGCUCUUUGCCACCGUCAUCUUCAUGGUCGUCGCCCUUAUUCUGAUCUGCGGCGGUGGCCCCGAGGGUGGAAAGUACGAUGAAUACUGGGGUGACCGUCUCUGGAGCGACCCUGGUGCGUUCCAGAACGGCUUCCGUGGCUUCUGCUCUGUCUUCGUUACCGCCGCUUUCGCCUUUUCCGGUACUGAGCUUGUCGGUCUCGCUGCUGCUGAGUCCGCGAACCCCGCCAAGUCCCUUCCUGGUGCCAUCAAGCAGGUGUUCUGGCGUAUUACCCUUUUCUACGUCUUGGGUCUUACCUUUGUCGGCCUUCUCGUCAGCUCUACCGAUGAGCGUCUCCUGAACUCCGCCAACCCCUACGCCGAUGGUGUCUCCCCCUUCGUCCUGGCCCCUCUUGAUGCCCACCUCUACGGAUACGACAGCUUCAUGAACGUUGUCAUUCUCGUCUCCGUUGUCUCUAUUGGUGUCUCUUGCGUCUACGGUGGUUCCCGUACCUUGACCGCCCUUGCCCAGCAGGGAUACGCUCCCAAGAUCUUCACCUACAUUGACCGAUCAGGCCGCCCCCUGCCUUCCGUCGUCCUCAACCUCGCUUUCGGUGGUCUGGCUUACGUCCGCAUGGCGUCUUCCGGAGGUGUCGUUUUUGACUGGCUCUUGUCGCUCUCUGGUCUUGCAGCCCUUUUCACCUGGGGCUCCAUCUGCGCCGCCCACAUUCGGUUCCGCUCUGCAUGGAAAGCUCAGGGCCACACCCUCGAUGAGCUUCCCUUCCAGGCCAUCGGUGGUGUUGCUGGCUCUUGGCUCGGCCUGCUCCUGAUUGCCAUCUCUCUGAUCGCCCAGCUUUUCGUCGCUAUCUGCCCACCUGGUGGCGGUUUCGCCACCGCUGAGGACUUCUUCAAGGCUUACCUUGCCCUGCCCGUCGUUCUCUUCUUCUGGGCUUGCGGAUACCUGUGGAAGCGCAAGGGAUUCUUGAAGCUUUCCGAGAUCGACCUCGACACUGGUCGCCGUGAGGUUGACUGGGAUGAGGUCAACGCCUACCGCGCGAAGGUUGCCGCCUGGCCCACGUGGAGACGGUGGGCAAGCACCAUCUUCUAAAAGCUUCGCUGUCUUUUAUAUACUUGCUGGAUUGUCUAGCACCAAAGGGGAGGAAGCAUCUGGGGAAGAUGUAAAUAGGAGACGUUAGCCCAAGAGCAGCUUUGGCUCUAGGCGUGUCUCACUAUCAUGAUACCUAUCUAUUUUCUGAACUUGUAAUCAGCAAUGAUGUCCCUAUCAUGGGCUUCAAUACAGGGUUUUAUUGAACCAUAUCUACUAUAGUGCCAUAUACGCGCCUGUGAUGAUUUAGUGUGUAGCAUUAAGCAUCAUGUGUGACUGUACUCAUACGCUUCUGCCGGGAGGACCUCGAUUCUGGGUUAGGUCCUCGUCAGGAAAUCGGCGAUGGUGCCAUUUUACCCCGCGUUUACUACAUCCAGACCAAAUCACCCAGAGGUGGAGGCUUCGGUCACCAAAUAAUAUGGUCUGCAUUCCGUUCCUUGCACGGAAACACGAUCUGAUUAUCAUCGCUCGAUCGGUCGUUGCAAGAAGGUUUUUGGAAGCGGGUUAGCGUGGGCUGGCUGAUGCCGGCCUCAACCCCCCCGGAGCAUGGAGGCUCCACAACGGCCCGAGGUGGACGACGCUAUCGACGGGUGGCUUGGAUUUGUCGCGUGCCGAAGUUCCGGAUAAGGUCCGAUAGAGGGAUGUUGAGUGGUUGAUUGCGGGCGUGAGGGGAUGGAAACUGGCUCUGUUCUGUAGACGCAUCAUUUCAAUCUUUAGUGUGAUAUUCUCCAGUUAUAGAUUCCGUGUAGAGCUUGCUAGUAGACAAAUGCGGAUCGGAGAAGUGAGGACGACGAUGCUCUCCACAGGCGAUGUCGGACAGGCAUGCCUGGC
This is a messenger RNA of Colletotrichum scovillei, 3092 nucleotides long. Its product is annotated as amino acid permease. The record is from RefSeq and is a predicted model, not a curated record. The transcript has 4 exons. Gene Ontology annotation, biological process: amino acid transmembrane transport. Gene Ontology annotation, molecular function: amino acid transmembrane transporter activity. NCBI's taxonomy places the organism in Eukaryota, Fungi, Ascomycota, Sordariomycetes, Glomerellales, Glomerellaceae. Gene Ontology annotation, cellular component: membrane. Bases 546 to 2264 code for a protein of 572 amino acids.